CACAGGUAAUAAGAAAUCAAAAGUAAAAGUGAAAUCUCAGGGAACGAAAGGUGCGGCUGCUUUUAUUUUUAAAUCAAGAGCCAUUCGCAAGCAUUCUUACAAUUUUCUUACCAGUUUACUCGGUUUUAAAUGUGAAGACAAAACCAAGAGACAAAAAAUAGAAUUCCCCAGAAAAUCAAAUCAGAAAGAUGAAGACUUACAUAUCAGCUCGAUUUUUCAUGUUGAUGGCUACUGUACAGCUGUGCAGAACAAAGACAGGUGAAAACAAGUUUUCAUUGGUAGCUUCAUCACCGUCUGUUUUUGGUUAUGUUGGGAAGGAUAUUGUUCUGCCAUGUGCUUUGUCAGCAAAUAUCAGUGCAGAGGGAAUGGAGAUCAGAUGGCUGAAGAAAGAGAAGCAGAAUUCAAUAAUUAUAUUUAUAUCACAGGAGAAUAAUGAAAAUGAACUGAACAAACUUUACCAGGGAAGGACUGAGCUCCUCAGAGAAGGUGUGAGGAAGGGGAAUUUGUCUCUCCUUCUAAAAAGUGUCAAAAUCUCUGAUCAAGGCAACUAUACUUGCUCAGUUAUUACCUCAGAAUGGUUUUCGGAUGCUUCCCUUACCUUGAACGUUAUUGCUACUGGCAGCACACCACUCAUAUCCUUGGAUGGACACCAGGGUGCUGGAAUUGGUGUUUCCUGCAUAUCUGUUGGAUGGUUCCCUGUUCCUCAAGUAAAGUGGUUAGAUGGUAAACAUGAAGAUAUCUCUGUUCGUUCAAACACUAAAUUCGUGUUGGACCAGAAUGGACUGUACAGUGUCAACAGCGACCUUGAGGUUUCUCCAGAAGACAGUGAUGGGAUAAUUUGUCGUGUCAGUGGAGUGCAAAGACAGUCCGAAACAUUUAUAGAAAUCAGAGAGGAGCUAUUCCAGAGCUUUAGGGCAUGGAAGUCUGCUUUUGUUGUUACACUUUUGUUUCUUCUCCUUACUCUUGGACUCCUUGCUGUUGCAACUGUUUAUUGGAUGAAGAAAAGAGGCCAAGAGAAAACAGCUAAACUAGAAGAAUCAGAAAAACUGCUUUUAGAAGAGAAAGAAAGGCUCAUUGAACAUUUAGCAUCUGAGUCUGCAAAGAUUAAAAAAGAUAUAGAAAAUCUCUUUGAGCAUCUGGAAACUACAAAAUCAGACAGUGAAAAAUUAAAACAAGAGUGCUGUGACCUUAACAAUAUAAUAAAAGAACGAGGAUACAUCUCAAGCCAAGAAUUGGAGGAGAUGCGCUCAGUAAAAGUUAAUCUAACAAUAAACCAAGUGAAAUCAUCAAGGAAUGUUAAAGUGUCAGCAGACGGAAAAAAAGUCAGAGCAAAAACAAAAAUCAAGCUAACAGGAUGGGACUGUGCCAUUGCCAAUGAGAGCUUCUUGCCAUAUGCUGGGAGACAAUACUGGGAAGUGAAGGUGGGAGACAUUCCUAAAUGGAGACUGGGUGUCACCAGUGACUCAGACUUUAGUGAAGUAAAAGAUAAGACUAAGGUCAGGAAGAAUUACUGGGCAUUGAAGCGGAAAGAGAAGUUAAUUGCUGUAAAUGAUGAAGGUGAAACAGAGCUGACUUCAAAACAGAAGGCCAGUGUGAUCGGAGUGUUUCUGGAUUAUGGAGGAGAGCUUUCCUUCUAUAAUUUGGAUGACACUUCUCGUAUUCAUGCUUUGAAAUGUAGCACUGAACUCCCCCUCUAUCCUUUUUUUAACUGUGCUAGCACUGACAAAGAUCUUGUUAUUUUGCCUCAGUUAGCAAAUGAAAUGGAAAAGAAACAGACAGAUGACACUACUGCCUAA
Erpetoichthys calabaricus (reedfish) is the source of this 1796-nucleotide messenger RNA. Its product is annotated as butyrophilin subfamily 3 member A2-like. The coding region runs from base 189 to 1796 and encodes 535 amino acids. Lineage: Eukaryota; Metazoa; Chordata; Cladistia; Polypteriformes; Polypteridae. The record is from RefSeq and is a predicted model, not a curated record. Gene Ontology annotation, molecular function: protein binding. The transcript is spliced from 15 exons.